Messenger RNA from Rhodamnia argentea, 2097 nucleotides. RefSeq lists its product as uncharacterized. Bases 346 to 1875 code for a protein of 509 amino acids. The transcript has a single exon. NCBI's taxonomy places the organism in Eukaryota, Viridiplantae, Streptophyta, Magnoliopsida, Myrtales, Myrtaceae. Gene Ontology annotation, molecular function: S-adenosylmethionine-dependent methyltransferase activity. The record is from RefSeq and is a predicted model, not a curated record.
UUCCUCCCUCCAUUAAGCACGACUGCAACAAACACUCUCUUCUCUCUCUUCGCAGACGAGCACGACUCUCCAACCUCGCAGUCGGCGAUGUCCUCGCCGCCUUAAACUCUCUUUCGAAAGGAGGAGGAAAGCCAUGUCUUCCCGAUUUGCUCCUCUCUCUUUUCCCCAUCUGCGCCUCCGCCUCCGCCUCCCACCGCCUUCCCCUCGUCGGCGCCAACCACACCUCCGCUCGCUUCUGCUCUCGCUAGUCCCCAUCUCCCUCCCUCCCUCUCUCUCUCUCUCUCUCUCUCUCUCAUUCUCACUGACUUUUUCCUUCCUUUUGUAUAUGAACACACACCCACAUACAUGAAUACCCAGAUGGAAUCCGGCAAACCCAACUCCGUCAGGAGCGUUCUCGUGCGGGCCCUCGUCGUCGGCGUCCUCCUCCUCCUCGUCCGCUUCGCCUACGUCGUCACCAUCGCCGGCGAGUCCUGCAAGCUCAGCGACUUCUGCUUCCUCUCCCCGCCGGAGAAUCUCGACCUCGUCGUCUCCGGCGCAACCGCCGCCGCCGCCAACGCUGUCCGAUCCACCGUCCCGAGCCCCCCGCGCCGCGGCGAAGGGAAGGACUGGAUCGAGGCCGUCCGGUUCUACGGCUCCGUGUUCCGGGAUUUGGUGUCGGAGGGGUUCCUGUCGCGGGCCUCCAGGGCCCUGUGCAUCGAGUCGGGGAGCGGGCAGGACGUGUUCGCUCUGAAGGAGAUUGGUGUGGCGGACUCGGUCGGUGUCUCGAAGAAGGCCUCGCGGCCUCUGGUUAUCUCGGGCCGGCCGCAUCGCCUGCCGUUCGGCGACGAGACCUUCGAUUUCGUGUUCUCCGGAGGGGGGCGCUUCGACAAGCUGCCGCGGCCGCUGGACGCCGCCGCCGAGAUCGCGCGGACGUUGAAGCCAGAAGGGUUUGCGGUUUUCCAUGUGAGGGCUAACGAUACGUACAGUUUCGAUUCCUUCAUUGAUUUGUUCAAUUGUUGCCAGCCAGUGAGAUCGCGUGAUUUUGCCGGUCUCAAUACUUCGUUUCCUAAGAUACGUGAGAUUGUUCUGAAGAAAGUUAGCGAUUUUAGCAUUCUUAGCCACUCGGUGAAGAAUUCCGGUGGUGAUUCGGAGAAUUCGUGCUUCGUCUCUGAGAGUAAGCGGAAAUUGGUCCGGGAUGCGGAGCCAUUGAUUGUGGACGAGCCAUUGAAACCAUGGAUUACGCUGAAGAGGAAUAUAAAGAAUGUAAAGUAUCUGCCAUCUAUGGUUGAUAUCAAUUUCAAGAAUAGGUAUGUUUAUGUAGAUGUCGGAGCUCGGAGCUACGGCUCUAGUAUAGUUAGUUGGUUUAGAAAACAAUACCCGAAGCAGAACAAGACCUUUGAAGUGUAUGCAAUCGAGGCCGAUGAGCAUUUUCAUGAGGAAUACAAGUCGAAAAAGCGUGUCACUUUGCUGCCUUAUGCUGCGUGGGUGAAGAACGAGACUCUGUCCUUCGAAAUAUACCGAGACCCAGGUCAGAAAUCCGAGGACAAAGGUAGAGGGAUGGGCAGGAUUCAGCCGGUUCAGUCCUCGAGUGAUGGAGAGGUGGCUAAGAUCGAGGGAUUCGAUUUCGCGGAAUGGUUGAAGAACACGGUUUCAGAGAAGGAUUUCGUCGUGAUGAAGAUGGAUGUGGAGGGAACUGAGUUCGAUUUGAUUCCCAGGCUGUUCGAGACCGGGGCUAUCUGUUUGAUCGAUGAACUGUUUCUCGAGUGCCAUUACAACAGAUGGCAGAGAUGUUGUCCCGGCGAGAGAACCUCCAAGUACGAGAAAACAUAUGGGCAAUGCUUGGACCUUUUCACAUCCCUCAGACAGAGUGGAGUGCUUGUUCAUCAAUGGUGGUAGUAACUCUUGGGAAAUAAGCAAACAUUAUUGCCAGUGCUCACCAUAUGUUUCCUUCUGAUGCUGUGAUUCUCCUCUUACAGUUGCAUUUACUGUACUGCUUCAGUUUAGGCUUUUCUCCUGGUUAUCCAUUGUAUGAAGUGCUCUAGUGAAAUACCCGGAAUGAAACACAACGGAUGGACGGUUUCUCUCGCAAUUGAAUUGAAAGUGCACUUGUUCUGUUCA